UUUGAUUCUAGUGGUGGGGACAGGUGGACAGCAAAAGAGUAAGCACGUGAGCUGACGAUACUGAAGGGAAAUAGAGCAGAGGGAGGAGGCGGAGACAGAGCCAAGUGGGCCCAAGUGCGAUGUCGGCGGGAGGUGGGGAAUGCUGGUGGGUCUGAGGGGAGCCUUAGCAGGUGCAGCAGAGCAAGGGAAGAGGUGAGUGGGGGCGGCUGGGGGGCCGACUCCUGGGAAGCUGUUGCAGAACCCCACAGAGAGCUGGUGAGGUUUGCCGUGGUUGUGGGUGACUCGGUGCUUUGAGCCCUGGCUGCCCCUGGGAACCAUCUGGAGAGCUUCUAACCCAACCAGGCCCCUCCCUGGGACAGUUAUAUCACAGCUGGUAAGCCGAGUCUAACACUUACACGGAAACGCAGAAGAUCUGAAACAGCAAGAUGACCGUGAAGAAGAACAGAGCUGGAGGACUCACCUCGCUGCUUUCAAGACUCCUCCAAAGCUGCAGGAGUGGAGCUGGAGACGGCCCAGCUCAGGCACGGGCCUGCAGGCCAUGGAGAAGGCAGCAAGCUCAAGCUGACCCACACGCAUGUGGUCGUUGUUUUUUUUUUCAGUUGGAAUCUCACUCUGUCACCCAGGUUGGAGUGCAGUGGCACCAUCUCGGCUCAGUGCAGCCCCCGCCCCUGGGUUCUAGCGAUUCUCCCGCCUCAGCCUCCCGAGUAGCUGGGAUUACAGGUGUGCGCCACCAUGCCUGGCCCAUGGUGAUUGUUUUUUGACAAACACGCCAAUUUAAUUGAGAGAGGAAAUGAAGGUUGAUUUCUGGUUUUCUGAAAAAAUGGUGCUAAGAACAGCUGGAUAUCUGUUCGGAAAACAGUGACUCUUAACUCUUGUUUUACCCUGUAUAAACCUAAAUGUAAAAGCUAAACUAAAAGUUAUAGAAAGGAACAUGGGGGAGGUCUUUGCAACUUUGGGGUAGGCAGAGAUUUCUUAGUAUGGAUACACAAGGCACUAGCCAUGAAGAAAAACAUUAAAAUUUAGACUUCACCAAAAUUUAAAGCUUCAGCUCUUUGGAAGAGUUGAGAAAAUGAAAAAGCAGUUAAAGGGAGAAAAUACUUCUUUCAAAGGACUUAAAAAAAUUUUUCAGCCCUCCUCUGAUUUCAAAGGACCUUUGACCAGAGUAUGUAAAAUUCUCUCAUAACUAAGCAAACAACCUAGUUAACCACCGGGAGAGCAUCCGGACAGGCGUUUCACCAAGAUGGGUGGAAUGGCCACUUAACCACCGGGAGAGCAUCCGGACAGACGUUUCACCAAGAUGGGUGGAAUGGCCAGUUAACCACCGGGAGAGCAUCCGGACAGACGUUUCACCAAGAUGGGUGGAAUGGCCAGUUAACCACCGGGAGAGCAUCGGGACAGACGUUUCACCAAGAUGGGUGGAAUGGCCAGUUAACCACCGGGAGAGCAUCCGGACAGACGUUUCACCAAGAUGGGUGGAAUGGCCAGUUAACCACCGGGAGAGCAUCCGGACAGACGUUUCACCAAGAUGGGUGGAAUGGCCAGUUAACCACUGGGAGAGCAUCCGGACAGACAUUUCACCAAGGUGGAUGGAAUGGCCAGUUAACCACUGGGAGAGCAUCCGGACAGACGUUUCACCAAGGUGGAUGGAAUGGCCAGUUGAGCACAUGGAAAGUCGCCCAGCAUCUCCAGUCAUAGGAGAAGGCAGAUUAAAGCCACGGGGAGCCGACACUGUAGUCCCACUAGCAUGGCUGAAAUUCAGAAGCCCUGAGUGUGGCAUGAGGAUGUGGAACAGCUGGAUCUCAUCCAUCGCUGUGAAGUUGUGUAGCCACUCCACAAACGUGUGGCAAACAGCCAAGCCGGGAGAAGGGAAGACGUGUUCAAAGAUUUAUAUGUGGCCAGGCUCAGUGGCUCAGGCCUGUAAUCCCAGAACUUUAGGGGCCAAGGCUGGGGGAUCGCUUAAGCCCAGGAGUUUGAGACCAGCCUAGGCAACAUAGGGAGACCCCAUCUCAAAAAAAAAGAAAAGGAAAGAAAAGACUUCAGUGUGCAGGUUUACCAGAGCUUUGUUUGCAGUUGCCAAAACUGGGAAGCAGCCCGCGUGAGCCCAUCCACAGAGCCGCAGAGCACACAACAUUGACCUGAAGGGGACAGUCGUGAUCUUUGACGAAGCUCACAACGUGGAGAAGAUGUGUGAAGAAUCGGCAUCCUUUGACCUGACCCCCCAUGACCUGGCUUCAGGACUGGACGUCAUAGACCAGGUGCUGGAGGAGCAGACCAAGGCAGCGCAGCAGGGCGAGCGCCACCCGGAGUUCAGCACGGACUCCCCCAGCCCAGGGCUGAACAUGGAGCUGGAAGACAUUGCAAAGCUGAAGAUGAUCCUGCUGCGCCUGGAGGGGGCCAUCGAUGCUGUUGAGCUGCCUGGAGACGACAGCGGUGUCACCAAGCCAGGGAGCUACAUCUUUGAGCUGUUUGCUGAAGCCCAGAUCACGUUUCAGACCAAGGGCUGCAUCCUGGACUCGCUGGACCAGAUCAUCCAGCACCUGGCAGGACGUGCUGGAGUGUUCACCAACACGGCCGGACUGCAGAAGCUGGCGGACAUUAUCCAGAUUGUGUUCAGUGUGGACCCCUCCGAGGGCAGCCCUGGUUCCCCAGCAGGGCUGGGGGCCUUACAGUCCUAUAAGGUGCACAUCCAUCCUGAUGCUGGUCACCGGAGGACGGCUCAGCGGUCUGAUGCCUGGAGCACCACUGCAGCCAGAAAGCGAGGGAAGGUGCUGAGCUACUGGUGCUUCAGUCCCGGCCACAGCAUGCGUGAGCUGAUCCGCCAGGGCGUCCGCUCCCUCAUCCUUACCAGCGGCACGCUGGCCCCGGUGUCCUCCUUUGCUCUGGAGAUGCAGAUCCCUUUCCCAGUCUGCCUGGAGAACCCACACAUCAUCGACAAGCACCAGAUCUGGGUGGGGGUCGUCCCCAGAGGCCCCGAUGGAGCCCAGUUGAGCUCCGCGUUUGACAGACGGUUUUCCGAGGAGUGCUUAUCCUCCCUGGGGAAGGCUCUGGGCAACAUCGCCCGCGUGGUGCCCUAUGGGCUCCUGAUCUUCUUCCCUUCCUAUCCUGUCAUGGAGAAGAGCCUGGAGUUCUGGCGGGCCCGCGACUUGGCCAGGAAGAUGGAGGCGCUGAAGCCGCUGUUUGUGGAGCCCAGGAGCAAAGGCAGCUUCUCCGAGACCAUCAGUGCUUACUACGCAAGGGUUGCCGCCCCUGGGUCCACCGGCGCCACCUUCCUGGCGGUCUGCCGGGGCAAGGCCAGCGAGGGGCUGGACUUCUCAGACACGAAUGGCCGUGGUGUGAUUGUCACGGGCCUCCCGUACCCCCCACGCAUGGAUCCCCGGGUUGUCCUCAAGAUGCAGUUCCUGGACGAGAUGAAGGGCCAGGGUGGGGCUGGGGGCCAGUUCCUCUCUGGGCAGGAGUGGUACCGGCAGCAGGCGUCCAGGGCUGUGAACCAGGCCAUCGGGCGAGUAAUCCGGCACCGCCAGGACUACGGAGCUGUCUUCCUCUGUGACCACAGGUUCGCCUUUGCCGACGCAAGAGCCCAACUGCCCUCCUGGGUGCGUCCCCACGUCAGGGUGUAUGACAACUUUGGCCAUGUCAUCCGAGACGUGGCCCAGUUCUUCCGUGUUGCCGAGCGAACUAUGCCAGCACCGGCCCCCCGGGCUACAGCACCCAAUGUGCGUGAAGGAGAAGAUGCUGUCAGCGAGGCCAAGUCGCCUGGCCCCCUCUUCUCCACCAGGAAAGCUAAGAGUCUGGACCUGCAUGUCCCCAGCCUGAAGCAGAGGUCCUCAGGGUCACCAGCUGCCGGGGACCCCGAGAGUAGCCUGUGUGUGGAGUAUGAGCAGGAGCCAGUUCCUGCCCGGCAGAGGCCCAGGGGGCUGCUGGCCGCCCUGGAGCACAGCGAACAGCGGGCGGGGAGCCCCGGCGAGGAGCAGGCCCACAGCUGCUCCACCCUGUCCCUCCUGUCUGAGAAGAGGCCGGCAGAAGAACCGCGAGGAGGGAGGAAGAAGAUCCGGCUGGUCAGCCACCCGGAGGAGCCCGUGGCUGGUGCACAGACGGACAGGGCCAAGCUCUUCAUGGUGGCCGUGAAGCAGGAGCUGAGCCAAGCCAACUUUGCCACCUUCACCCAGGCCCUGCAGGACUACAAGGGUUCCGAUGACUUCGCCGCCCUGGCCGCCUGUCUCGGCCCCCUCUUUGCUGAGGACCCCAAGAAGCACAACCUGCUCCAAGGCUUCUACCAGUUUGUGCGGCCUCACCAUAAGCAGCAGUUUGAGGAGGUCUGUGUCCAGCUAACAGGACGAGGCUGCGGCUAUCGGCCUGAGCACAGCAUUCCCCGAAGGCAGCGGGCACAGCCGGUCCUGGACCCCACUGGAAGGACGGCGCCGGAUCCCAAGCUGACCGUGUCCAAGGCUGCAGCCCAGCAGCUGGACCCCCAAGAGCACCUGAACCAGGGCAGGCCCCACCUGUCGCCCAGGCCACCCCCCACAGGAGACCCUGGCAGCCACCCACAGUGGGGGUCCGGAGUGCCCAGAGCAGGGAAGCAGGGCCAGCGCGCCGUGAGCACCUACCUGGCUGAUGCCCGCAGGGCCCUGGGGUCCGCAGGCUGUAGCCAACUCUUGGCAGCGCUGACAGCCUAUAAGCAAGACGACGACCUCGACAAGGUGCUGGCUGUGUUGGCCGCCCUGACCACUGCAAAGCCGGAGGACUUCCCCCUGCUGCACAGGUUCAGCAUGUUUGUGCGUCCACACCACAAGCAGCGCUUCUCACAGACAUGCACAGACCUGACCGGCCGGCCCUACCCGGGCAUGGAGCCACCGGGACCCCAGGAGGAGAGGCUUGCCAUGCCUCCUGUGCUUACCCACGGGGCUCCCCAACCAGGCCCCUCACGGUCCGAGAAGACCGGGAAGACCCAGAGCAAGAUCUCGUCCUUCCUUAGACAGAGGCCAGCAGGGACUGUGGGGGCGGGCGGUGAGGAUGCAGGUCCCAGCCAGUCCUCAGGACCUCCCCACGGGCCUGCAGCAUCUGAGUGGGCAAGGACCAUGAGGGCGCUGGAGGGGCCAGGCCUGUCGCUGCUGUGCCUGGUGUUGGCGCUGCCCGCCCUGCUGCUGGUGCCGGCUGUACGCGGAGUCGCAGAAACACCCACCUACCCCUGGCGGGACGCAGAGACAGGGGAGUGGCUGGUGUGCGCCCAGUGCCCCCCAGGUACCUUUGUGCAGCGGCCGUGCCGCCGAGACAGCCCCACGACGUGUGGCCCGUGUCCCCCGCGCCACUACACGCAGUUCUGGAACUACCUGGAGCGCUGCCGCUACUGCAACGUCCUCUGCGGGGAGCGUGAGGAAGAGGCUCGGGCUUGCCACGCCACCCACAACCGCGCCUGCCGCUGCCGCGCCGGCUUCUUCGCGCACGCUGGUUUCUGCUUGGAACACGCAUCGUGUCCACCUGGUGCCGGCGUGAUUGCCCCGGGCACCCCCAGCCAGAACACGCAGUGCCAGCCGUGCCCCCCAGGCACCUUCUCAGCCAGCAGCUCCAGCUCAGAGCAGUGCCAGCCUCACCGCAACUGCACGGCCCUGGGCCUGGCCCUCAAUGUGCCAGGGUCUUCCUCCCAUGACACCCUGUGCACCAGCUGCACUGGCUCCCCCCUCAGCACCAGGGUGCCAGGAGCUGAGGAGUGUGAGCGUGCUGUCAUCGACUUUGUGGCUUUCCAGGACAUCUCCAUCAAGAGGCUGCAGCGGCUGCUGCAGGCCCUUGAGGCCCCGGAGGGCUGGGGUCCGACACCAAGGGCGGGCCGCGCGGCCUUGCAGCUGAAGCUGCGUCGGCGGCUCACAGAGCUCCUGGAGGCGCAGGACGGGGCGCUGCUGGUGCGGCUGCUGCAGGCGCUGCGCGUGGCCAGGAUGCCCGGGCUGGAGCGGAGCGUCCGUGAGCGCUUCCUCCCUGUGCGCUGAUCCUGGCCCCCUCGCCCCCACUUAUUUAUUCUACAUCCUUGGCACCCCACUUGCACUAAAAGAGGCUUUUUUUAAAUAGAAGAAA
Gorilla gorilla gorilla (western lowland gorilla) is the source of this 6063-nucleotide messenger RNA. It is a transcript of the gene RTEL1, whose product is annotated as regulator of telomere elongation helicase 1. Gene Ontology annotation, molecular function: hydrolase activity, acting on acid anhydrides, in phosphorus-containing anhydrides; DNA polymerase binding; DNA helicase activity. The transcript has 30 exons. The coding region runs from base 2184 to 5978 and encodes 1264 amino acids. Lineage: Eukaryota; Metazoa; Chordata; Mammalia; Primates; Hominidae. Gene Ontology annotation, biological process: telomeric loop disassembly; negative regulation of DNA recombination; DNA repair. Gene Ontology annotation, cellular component: nucleus. The record is from RefSeq and is a predicted model, not a curated record.